GCAAUUUGUGCAUUUUCAAACUAAUAGCUCUACACUCCUAAGGGGUUAUCAUCCGUACUGACGAUUAUCAAGGUGAAUAAGGCAGUACUCUUAUGAGAGUCAUGGAAUCCAUCAGUGACGAAGCAAUGUUGAAUAUUAUGGAAAACUCUCCUGAUAAGUAUUUUUGCACACUCUGUUCUCCUGUCUACCUUAUUUGCUCAAAUGAAUCACAUGGCUUGGAAAUACACAUCAGAUCUACUCAUCCCGAAACAAAAAAUCUUCGUUGUAUUUAUUGCUCUGAGCUGGUCUCAUCAGUAUCAAUCUCAAAACACAUUGACCUGCAUUUUGGUCUAAUGGAUACCCAAAAUCUUCCUUUUACCUGUCCAUGUUGUCCUAAAUCGUUCGGUACUAUGAAGGCACUGGCUCAACACGCUCUAAGUCUCCAUGACAUUGAUAAAAGCGAUGUGUUUUUUAAAUGUGGUCAUUGUGAUAGAUCAAUGAGCUCACCUACGGAGUUAAAAUCACAUCUCCGGAAAUAUUCACUCAUUCUGUUUCACUGUUGCUUCCCUAACUGUCGUGUCAAAUCAAAAAAUGUGGAAAUAAUAAAAAAGCACGCACUCAAGUUUCACGGAACUAACAGUCCUCUUGUGACUACAACUUAUUCGGUAUGUUGCCAUUAUAACCUCUAUUAUUUAUUUUAGUUUAUGUGUUCUUGGCCUUCAUCUGUACGACCAACACGCAUUCAAGCCCAUCCACCCGAUAUUUCAAAAUUAAGCCGCCGAGUUUCAUCAGCAUUUUUCUGUGCACACUGUUCAUUUGGUACCUCCCACCUAGAAAACUUUGCUCAACAUUUGGCAAUGUGCCGAGCUAUUUCUUCGCAUUUGCUCAUAACUUCUCUGUCCGUCACCUGUGUCCUCCAUCGUUGUUCAGAAUGCGGCUGGAUGACCAAUGUUCGUAAUAUGCUAACAGAACACUUACAUGAUAUUCACCCCUUGCUUAGUGAGGAGGACGGAGUGAUCACUGAAGACUUUACAGUUCCUAUAUCUGAUGAGUCUAUUACUGAAAAUUAUAAUUUUAUUAGCAAAAAUAUGGAAACCCUACGCAAUUCUCCACUUCAACAACUACCAAAUUUUUUCUCCUCUGGCAAUUCAACUUUGCUCCAUAAUAACGACGGAACCACUUUACAUAACGAUCUUCCGUUACUUUGUUCAACCGCCUCCAAUCUUUCAGCUGAAGUUACGAAACAUUUAUCAGCUAUUCAUGCCCCAUCAUCUAUUGAUAGUUGUGAAGCUGAUGAAGUUGGAGAUAAUGAAGAGCAUGUCGGUGUUGAAGGUGAUAAUGACGAACUAAAAAAGCCAAGCACAGACAUGAAUCUCAACAAUAGGCCUAUCACCUCUAACCUACCUUCUGAUAUAGCAGAUUCUAAACAGGAAAGUGUCACUGAGACGGCUGCAGAGGAAUAUGUACAACUAUACUUUAAUGAGCAAGCAUUUGUUACUGCUUAUAUGAAAAAUGAAAAAUUUAAUCCUAAUAACGAUACUACAAAUGAUGAGCUAAACGGUGUCCUCGAAAAGCUGCGUCGUUUCGCCAGUUAUCGUGUCCCUAUUCUUGGUCGCGCGAAUCAGCGUCGUGUUGCUGGUUGUCCGGAAUGCUUGAAACCUUUCAAUCAUGGAUUUACAGACCUCAAGAAACAUCUUCUAGUAACUCAUCUCGGUGUUCGCCGUGAUAUAUCGCGUUUUACCAUCGAUUUCACUCAUUCCGGCAGGAGCCAUCAUAGCACAUUACCUAGUCAAACUAAUAGCUCAUUUAUUAAUUCUGACAAUUCACCGCAGUCAAAACACUCUUUCGGAAUUCGAAAUGGACGUCUCUCUGGUAAAGCGUUCCGUCGUAAACCUUUUCCAAUUUCACCACUCUCCAAUCCUCUUUGUAAACGUCCGACACCUGGUAAGUACGAAGACCCUCGGAAGUCACCAACAGAACCACUGGCUACUGUUUCUUCUGAUGGUCUUCCAACCCUAGUAACGUCUGGUUCUUCCUAUUCAGGUGGUGCUCCAGUUCACCGAGUUAUCCCAGGGACUGGUGUUUCCGAUCAUUAUGAAGACAUGAGGUCAUUGGAAGAAGUUUCUGCUCAAGCUCCCAUCGGUAGAGGUGGUAUUGUUCCUCUGGAUGAAAUGGGUAAUCCAAUCGUUGCUGCUGUUGUCGCUGCUGGUCAACCCCAAACGUCCACCUAUUCAGGAGGUACAGAAGUCUUUCUACCUAAAGUUGGACGUCAGCGCGUUCAGUUGGCAUAUUCUUUCCCAGUAUUUAAUCGUUUACUGGAAGCUUAUCAAGUCCCGAUGCCAGAACGAAUUCAACUUGUCAAUCGUAUGAAUCACUAUGCUCGAAUGCAUGUCAUAAUGGAUGUUCUGGUUCCUGGUGGAGCACAAAAACGUUUUUCUUGUCCGACUUGCAUGUAUACUUCAGUACACUCGUUAGCCGAUAUUCGCAAACAUAUUAUGGGGUCUCACUGUGGCAUUUCUACUAAGCGUUUCAGACUCUGUCUUCGAGCUUCUAGACAUGAUACUACAACUUAUCGCUUGCAUUCAGAUGACAGGAUGAUUCGAUUCGUUGAAGAUCAUAGGCGAAGACAAAUACAACUAACUGAUGCAAGAUCAAACCUUAAAGUCACUUCGAUUGAUAGUGAUGCCGAAGAAGCAAAGGAAGAUUCAAAUGAAACUUAUUCCCAAGUAGUGAAUGAUGAAAAUAAUCAAUUCUCAAACGAUUUCACCAAGUCUCAGGUAUCACUCAAUGAUCAGGAAGAACUAGAAACACAGACUAUCGAGACAGAUUUGUACGACGAUAGUCAUCAGGAAGGGGUUCACGGCGCUGAUGAAGAGAGUGAUAAUCGUUUUCUCACUGCCAACGUAAAUCUAAACUCCGAGGACUAUUUUGUCACCCCAACCAAAACUCAUGAUAACUCUAUUGUAGUUGCUAAUGAUACUCCUAAUACGUAUUCGGACGAAAAUGUUAAGCAAAACGAGGAGAUCCACCGUCGUAUUGAAUUACCUUUCUCUGAUAAUGUACUGCGCGUCUUGCUGGAGCGAGAGGGUAUGUUUGAUCAAUACGAUGAUUUGGUAGUCAAGAUGCAAGUCUACUCUAAGCAUCAUCUUACUGUUGUUUCACGUGGAAAUCGUAUUUACUCGUACAUUUGCAUAUGUGGACGUCGUUUUGCAGUUGUUCGUGAUGAAGUUGAAAGCGAUAUUAGGCCAGCCAGUCUAGCCGAUUGCAGACGUCAUAUUCUGGGAGUGCAUGCCAGGAUACCUCAAGAACUACUAACAUUAUGCUGCCAGGCAUCUCGCAUUUCUAAAGAGUCUGGAUAUAAGCUCUAUGCAGAUACUUCUCUUUUGGCACUAGCUGAACAACACAAAUUUCGGAGCACAAGAAUUCAAAGUUAUAGUCGUAAAUCAGAAGGUGGAAUAUCUCCAAUUAAACGUCCUUUAGAACCUAUCAUACCCAAUGAUACAGAAGGAAUUUCAGAGUUAUCUGUACCUACUAGUUCCGUUAAUUCAGUUAAUCAACGAUCAAACACAUCUUACUCAAGUAUGGGUUUCAACCAUUCUGCACCUAGUCAAGUAGCUCUACAUCAUUCGUCUUCAUAUUCCUCGAACCACCCUUUACCACCCAUGUUGCGUGCUCCAAGUGUUAAAUAUGAACUAAGUGAACCAGAUGAGUCACCGCCCCCAGAGUAUAACAGACCCAAUGGUAAAACAUCUAAUAUGAACUCUACAAAGUCUCCAGAACCAAACCCUUACUCAUUCGAAGAACGACAUAACGGCCUGGAUCUUGAAGCUCCUCGUCGCAUACUUACUCCUGAAGAGUCGGUUACAUGGAGCCAAAAGCUAGGUUUACCUGCUUCAUGGGCUUUGGAAAGAAUCGUUCGACUCCUGUAUAGUCCUGCUGUUUUUGAUCAUCAAGUUAGAUCUGUUCUACCUGAUGGUGAUAGCUUUAUUGGUAGCUUGCAUGAACGCAUGAAAGUUUAUGCUAGACAUUCUGUUUAUAUUACUCGUAUGAGGGAAACUCCCAAUCUUACUCAACGCAUUUAUGUUUGUUGUGCAUGUCUAACUACAUCACAUCAUGGUUUCGGAGAUGUAAGGAAACACAUAUUAGGUGUUCAUGCUCACGUUCCGGAACGCUUUAAAUCUGCAGCCAUGUGUUCUAGUAGGUUGAAUAGAGAUGAUUAUUUUCUGUAUACUGAUAGCCAACUCCUAAUGUUAGCUAAUUCUCCCGGGCGUAACGCAAAUAUAUCUGCUUUGGGAGCUGCAUCUAACAAAACCCUAUCACAUUUAAAUCAUAAUUCAACACCUCAUAAACAUCGCCAAAACGAUUCAGAAUAUGUAUCUCCUCAAAACACUCCGAAUAGAAAAAGACGGUUUUCUGGUACUGAAAGUGACUCCAUUGAACUUGGUAUUAGACCAGAAUCCUCUAGUCAAUUUUUACCUGAUGAGAUUCUACAUACUGCUCAUUUAAAUGGACAUGCUGCAUUUUCUCCUGACAUACCUACGAAACCCUAUGAAGAACACGAUGAACACCGUCCUCCAAUUAUUCUUACUAUACCGCGUCCUAAAGCUUUCCAUCCAUCUGAUCAACCAGAUGAUUUACCUGUUCGAUUAUCCUCUAUAAAUGCAGCGAAACCUAUUGAUGAGUAUAUAAAUCCAGACAAUGCUUAUUCAUCAUCUGGUUCACGUAGUAGACGUUCAAUGAUUCUUAAAUCCAAACGUCCUUGCCCAACAUCUACGUAAACUACUUUUCUUACAUAUCUUAUAUUAAGAAAUACAUAUUUACGGAAAUUAAACUAAGUUAUGCUUAGCAUGUUAUCUAUACCACAAAUUUCUUAAUCAUCUUGUACAUAAAAAUAUAUAUAGUUAUUAUUAAACAGGAACUGUAUCACAAAAAUGAAUACCUCGAACCGUAAAAAAAUUUACUUGCAAAUUCAUUAUUAGUUAUCAAGACUUGUUUGUAUGAUAAACGUUUCAUAGCUUUUUUCUUAAUUUCACUUUUUACUUAGUGACAUUGUUUUGUAAUGUGUUUAAAGCAACAGUAUAAACUAUGACAAUAUACCCUUUUGUAUUCAGUAUAUAUAACAAUAGUAAUAAUGCUUUCCUUACUUAAUAAACAAUUGAUAGAUAAUUAAUCAAAUUAGUGAUGCAUUGAUGUUAAUGUGGAUUCUUAUCAAGUUAUCGUCAGUCAUUUUUUUCGCAAAAAUAGUUUCAUGUGUUCAUUUUAUGUUUCAACAUUUCACUUUAGUCUACACUUGUAGCACACAUACUUCUCCUUUUGACUUCUUUCAAGCACGCCUUUCUUUUGUUCUACUGAUAUCUUAAUAUACAUAUAAAACAUUCCAUUCUACACUUUUUGUUAAUAUGUAUUUAUGUCCAUGUAUUAGUCCUCCUAUAAAAUGAAAACUGGUAAUUUUGUGAUCCCCUUGGCAAUUCGAUUAAUUAGACUUUGUUUUCCUUGUGAAAUCUGAAUUUAUACUUUUGAUUGAUCGUUUGAUUACAUGUAAAUCAUCUAGGAAACCUUAUUAGUAGAUGGAGAUGUAUAUUUCAAUUUGGUCUAACAGUCCAAAUUAAUAAGCUAAAAUAAGAAUUUCAUUU
Molecule: messenger RNA, 5612 nt
Organism: Schistosoma spindalis
Lineage: Eukaryota; Metazoa; Platyhelminthes; Trematoda; Strigeidida; Schistosomatidae
Source: the annotation of a GenBank genome assembly